AUGGAUAAUGAUAAAUUUAAAUUGGCAGUAAAACUUAUAUCUUUUCUGGAACAAAUAGGCUAUCCUAAUGCUUCUUCACUACUACCAGAACAAAUAUUAUGGGCAUUUGAUCAAAGUGAGGCAUAUUCUUUAUUUGAAUGGUUAUGUGAAAAUAUCGAUGUGGAACAAAAUGUUAUUUAUAAUGAACUAAGAACCAUAAAUCAACAAAAUUUAGAAAAAUUGCGAAAAGAAAAUGAGAACAUCGAAAAUGAUAUUAAUAAUAUGAAAAAAACUCAUGAACGUGUAACAAUACAAAAAGAACAACUUGGUAAAACAUUAGAAGAUCUUGAAAAAGAAUUAGUAGAAUUGAAUAAGAUAAAUGAUGAAUUAUAUAUAGAAAAUAAAAAAGUUGAUGAAAUGAUUGAAAAGGAAUCUGUAAAGUUGGAUGUAAAUACUGUAAAUAUGAUUGAUUCAGCAAAAGAUAUAAUAUCAGAAAGACCAGGGAAAUCAAAUAAAGGCAAAUACAUUGAAAAACAGCAUAUUAAAAAAUUUUUAUAUCAAUGUGAAGAUGAAUUAAAAGAAAUAAUUGAUGCAGAUCAAACAUUAUCGCAAGAACUUGAACAAAUCCAUGAAAUCAAUCAUCUCAGAAAUUCAAUUGUUAAAGAAGAGCAUAAAAAUUAUGUAGCAAUUGCAGAAUUUGAAUACAUGAAGAAAUAUUUACAAGCGUUAGAGAGUGAAUAUAUGAAUUUAAAUUCUUUACAAUUUGAUCCAAACAUUUUAGAUUCUGUUAUCGAAGAAAAUGCAAAUAAAAAAAUAAUGAUCGAACAACAAUAUAAAAAAUUACUUUAUUCAGAGAUAGAAGAAAAGCUAAACAUUCUUGCCAAAAAAGAAAUAGAAGAACCUAUAUUAAAAGCUGGUUAUAAAAAUCAAUCGGAUAAUCAAUGUUUAUUGAUAGAAAAAUUAAAUUGGUCACUUAUGUCAGCAUCAGAUUUUAUAGAGCCUAGAUUAGAAAAAAGAAUAUUAGAAAGCAAUGAUACUAUGUUAAUGUCAAUUAAAAAAUUGGUAAACCUAGGUGAUGAUGAUGAUCCAGAUAAUCAAACAACCUUAAUUAAUAAUUUGAAAGAAAAAAUCGUAAAGAUUGAAGAUAUUAGAAACGAUGAAUUCCUUAGAAUUGAAGAAGAAUCAAAGGCACAACAAAAUUUAAGAUCGAAAAAGAAUUAG
Messenger RNA from Entrophospora sp. SA101, 1200 nucleotides. Lineage: Eukaryota; Fungi; Glomeromycota; Glomeromycetes; Entrophosporales; Entrophosporaceae. The record is from the annotation of a GenBank genome assembly.